AUGGUGUCUGCUGCUCUUGCGAUUGGGAACGAUAUCAAUUUAAAUCGAGUGCUGGUAAAGGAUAUCAACAUGCAAAAUCCCAACAACUUAGAAGAAGAGAAAGCAGGUAAUCUAAUCCGCCACAUUUGCCCAAGAAAAACCCAGGGCCUCACUGCCCAAAUCUCGAAUAAAUACCUUUCGAUCGGUCGACUUGUGGAUAUUGAGACCCGAAGAUCUCGUCUCUGCAUCAAUUACGCCAACGAAAAUAUCCAGCAGUAUUUUGUCAAGCACAUCUUCAAGCUCGAGCAGGAGGAGUAUUUGGCUGAAAACAUCAACUGGACGCACAUAAAUUUCCAGGACAAUCAGGAAGUACUGGACUUGAUUGCAUAUCGUCCACUCAACAUACUAUCACUCAUUGACGAGGAAAGCCGUUUUCCCCAGGGUACGGAUGAGAGUUUCCUCAACAAACUGAACAGUCGUCACUCUAAUACGCCAAAUUACGUGCGGUCGUUGUCCACGGCGGAAAAAGUAAGUUUUACUUCUCAAGUUGUGCAGAGUAUUUUUUUGAUUUUUUAA
Messenger RNA from Dibothriocephalus latus, 555 nucleotides. The record is from the annotation of a GenBank genome assembly. Lineage: Eukaryota; Metazoa; Platyhelminthes; Cestoda; Diphyllobothriidea; Diphyllobothriidae.